This is a messenger RNA of Coregonus clupeaformis (lake whitefish), 4991 nucleotides long. RefSeq names its product Janus kinase 2b (gene jak2b). Gene Ontology annotation, cellular component: cytosol; membrane; cytoskeleton. Gene Ontology annotation, molecular function: cytokine receptor binding; ATP binding; non-membrane spanning protein tyrosine kinase activity. Lineage: Eukaryota; Metazoa; Chordata; Actinopteri; Salmoniformes; Salmonidae. The record is from RefSeq and is a predicted model, not a curated record. Bases 315 to 3686 code for a protein of 1123 amino acids. The transcript is spliced from 24 exons. Gene Ontology annotation, biological process: hemopoiesis; cytokine-mediated signaling pathway; cell surface receptor signaling pathway via JAK-STAT.
GCUAGAACUUACAUAAUAUUGCUAGUUGACUUGCUGAGAUAGCUAUUAACGUUACCGUAUUCUUAUUUUGCUGAUAUUAACUAAAUUGUAGUUUAGAAACUGUUUUCGACAUAACGUUGUCUUUAUAGAAGAGGUUGAUAGCGUUGUGGGAGCUUGACAACAAGUUGUGCCUGCUUUUGAAAACUUAGCCUGUUAGGUAGCUAGCUAGCUAGUUAGCUAGCCGGGGGUGGGCACUGGGGAUCAGACUCGGAGUUGACCAGCUGGCUUACUAACCACAUACUACGAGCCAGCUAGCUAACGGCAGCUGAUUGCGGAUGGCCGGUGUCUCUGUGUUGGACAUGGAGACGCCUUCAUGCCCUCCGGUCCCUGUGCACCAGAACGGGACUGCUCCCCGGGAGCCUCGGGGGUCCAGGCCAGUCACUGCCCCGGUGCUGCGUGUCCACCUCUACCACAGCAGCCUGGCUGGGGUAGACUCCACCCCCCUCAGCUACCCACCGGGGGACUAUGUAGUCGAGCAACUGUGUGUCAAUGCAGCCAAGGAGUGCAGUGUGUCGCCUCUGUACUGCAGCUUGUUUGGGCUCUUCAGAGAGAGUGACGGCAUGUGGUUCUCCCCGAACCAUGUCUUCCAGCUAGAUGAAUCUGCCAAUGAGGAUGUGGUCUUCAGAAUAAGGUACUAUUUCCCUGGCUGGUACAGCAGUGGGGCUUCGAGGGCAUAUCGGUAUGGAGUCACCAAGGGCUCAGAGAGUCCUGUCCUUGAUGACUUUGUCAUGGCAUACCUCUUUGCCCAGUGGAGGAGUGACUUUGUGAAUGGCUGGGUGAAGAUCGCCAGCACACAUGAGACUCAGGAGGAGUGCCUUGGCAUGGCUGUAUUGGACAUGAUGAGGAUAGCCAAGGAAAGACAAAUGUCUCCGCUGGAUAUCUACAAUUCCAUAAGCUACAAGUCCUUCUUGCCCAAGGACAUGAGGGCUCACAUCCAGGACUACAGCUUCGUGACCCGGAAGAGGAUCCGCUACCGCUUCAAGAAGUUCAUCCAGCAGUUCAGCCAGUGCCGGGCCACGGCACGUGACCUGAAGCUCAAAUACCUCAUCAACAUGGAGUCUCUGGAGCAGGCCUUCUACACUGAGCGCUUCCAGGUCAGGGAACCCUCGGCAGGGCAGGUCACCAUCAUCGUGACGGCCGAUCAUGGCAUCCAGUGGUGCAGAGACGGGCACAAAGACUCUGAGCAGGACUUGCAGACCUACUGUGAUUUCCCAGAUGUUACUGACAUCAGUAUUAAACAGGCCAAUAAGGAAGGCUCGAUGGAGAGUCGAGUGGUUACCAUCAAUAAACAAGACGGCAAGACACUGGAGCUGGAGUUCAAUUGCCUAUCUGAGGCUCUGUCCUUUAUAUCGCUGAUCGAUGGCUACUAUCGUUUGACGACAGAUGCACACCACUACCUCUGCAAAGAAGUGGCACCCCCUGCACUGGUGGAGGCCAUUACCAGCCACUGUCAUGGUCCCAUUUCAAUGGAUUUUGCAAUUAAUAGACUACAGAAAUCUGGGAACAAGCGGGGUCUGUACAUCCUGCGAUGCAGCCCUAAGGACUUUAACAAGUACUUUUUGACCUUCACCGUGGGGGUAUACGAUGGCAUUGAGUACAAGCACUGCCAGAUCACUAAGGCUGCUAAUGGAGAGUUCAAUCUGAGUGGAACCAAAAGGAACUUCAGCAACCUCCAGGAAUUGCUGAGCUGCUACCAGAAGGAGACUGUGUGCUCUGAUGGCAUAAUUUUCCAGUUCAGCAAGUGUUGCCCACCCAAAUCCAAAGACAAGUCCAGUUUACUGGUGUGCAGGAGUAACAAGGGCUCAGACGUGCCGCUCUCCCCCUCCCUACAGAGACGCAACAUCAGCCAAAUGGUGUUCCACAAAAUCAGGAAAGAGGACCUGGAAUAUACUGAGAGUCAAGGCCAAGGGACAUUCACAAAGAUCUUCAAAGGGGUCCGCAAGGAGCUGGGAGACUACGGGGAGAUGCACCAAACUGACGUCAUCAUGAAAGUCCUGGACAAGGCCCACAGGAACUACUCAGAGUCUUUCUUUGAGGCGGCCAGCAUGAUGAGCCAGCUAUCCCACAAGCACCUGGUGCUGAACUACGGCGUGUGUGUGUGCGGGGAGGAGAAUAUCAUGGUGCAGGAGUAUGUGAAGUUUGGCUCCCUGGACACAUACCUGAAGAAGAACAGAAACUCAAUCAACAUCUUGUGGAAGCUUGAAGUGGCCAAGCAGCUUGCCUGGGCCAUGCACUUUCUGGAGGAAAAGAACCUUGCUCACGGGAACGUCUGUGCCAAGAAUGUCCUGCUGAUCCGGGAAGAGGACCGGAAAACUGGGAAUCCCCCCUUCAUCAAGUUGAGUGACCCUGGUGUCAGCAUCACUGUCCUGCCCAAAGAUAUUUUGGUUGAGCGAAUCCCCUGGGUGCCUCCUGAAUGUAUUGAGGAUCCUACCAACCUGAGCCUUGCAGCAGACAAGUGGAGCUUUGGCACAACGCUGUGGGAGAUCUGCAGUGGAGGGGAGAAACCACUGGCAACACUGGACAACUCUAAGAAAAACCUAUUUUACGAGGACCGCCACCAGCUGCCUGCUCCUAAGUGGACUGAGCUUGCUAACCUGAUCACCAGCUGCAUGGACUAUGAGCCCACGUUCAGACCCUCUUUCAGGGUCAUCAUCAGGGACCUCAACAGCCUGUUCACGCCUGAAUAUGAGCUGAUUGUGGAGAGUGACCUCCUGCCAAACAGAACAGCAGCGUCAGCGUGGGUCACUGGGGCGUUUGAGAACCAGGAUCCAGCUCAGUUUGAGGAGAGACACCUCAUCUUCCUACAGCAGUUAGGCAAGGGUAACUUUGGCAGUGUGGAGAUGUGCCGGUACGACCCACUCCAGGACAACACUGGGGAGGUCGUGGCUGUGAAGAAGCUUCAGCACAGCACGGCAGAGCACAUGCGGGACUUUGAGCGGGAGAUCGAGAUCCUCAAGUCUCUUCAGCAUGAGAACAUCGUCAAAUACAAAGGAGUGUGCUACAGUGCAGGCCGGAGAAACCUGCGACUGAUCAUGGAAUACCUGCCCUAUGGGAGUCUGAGAGAUUACCUCAUCAAGAAUAAGCAGAGAAUAGACCACAUGAAACUGGUGCAUUAUACCGCUCAGAUAUGCAAGGGUAUGGAGUACCUGGCAACCAAGCGCUACAUCCACAGAGAUCUGGCAACCCGGAACAUCCUGGUAGAGAGUGAGCUGAGGGUGAAGAUAGGGGACUUUGGCCUGAGCAAGGUCCUGCCCCAGGACAAGGAGUACUAUAUGGUCAAGGAGCCUGGAGAGAGCCCUAUCUUCUGGUAUGCCCCAGAGUCUCUGAUGGAGAGCAAGUUCUCUGUGGCUUCUGACAUCUGGAGCUUUGGCGUAGUGCUCUAUGAACUGUUCACCCACAGCGACAAGAACUGCAGCCCUCCUGCAAUGUUUAUGGGCAUGAUGGGUAAUGACAAGCAGGGCCAGCUGAUUGUCUAUCAUCUCACUGAGCUCCUCAAGUCAGGCAGCAGGCUGCCUCAACCUGUGGGCUGUCCCAUGGAGAUGCAUGAGAUAAUGCAGGAAUGCUGGGACAAAGACCCAUGCUUGCGGCCCUCCUUCAAGGAGCUGGCCCUGCGUGUCGACCUGUUCCGUGACAGCAAGGAGACGUAGACAAAGACCCUAAGUGCCCCUCUUCUAAGAGACUGUUUUUCUGCAUUCAUUUAGCUGCCAUGUGGGUGUGGGUGUGUGUGUGAGCCCCCCCCCCCAGCCCUGUCCUUCUGCAUUGUGGCAAUAGAUUGGACUGAGAACAAGAUUUUCUGCCAAGACACUAUAGAGACACUUGUAUCAAACAAGGUCUCAUUUUUCUUGAGUGCGUGUGUUUUUUCCCCUUCUACACAUCUUUGUUUUCUAAGCUAGCAGGGCUAGCCUUCACCUUUCUGUCCCCCCCCAUCUGAAAAAUGAAAGUAUGCUGGACUGAUGGAACGGAAUGUUUGUUAUUUUUAUUUGUGUUGUUUUUUGUAUGUAUAUACAUAUAUUUGUGUACAUAUGUCAAGAGGAUUUUAUAAUUUUAUAAAAUGAAAUGAAUACACUGCAGUCUAUAUUUGAAAUGUUCGACAAGAAGUCAGUGUAAAUGAAAUACAUUUAGAGAUUUAAAAAUCCAACAUUGUUUUUUUGUUUUUUUCCAUUGUGAAGCAGGUGGUGUAAGAUUAAAAUAUAUAUCAAUGACAUAUGAAAAAGGGUUGUAGAAUGUCUUUCAAAAACCCAUUAGUGGGGUCAGUAACUGUUUCUGCUGGGCUUACAGUCAAUAAUAUUAUGUGCAAGGUCAGUAUAGUUUAUAGGACUCUUCUGAUACUGUGUACACAGGCAGAACUCUGCCUGAGGGUAGUUCAACAGUAGUUGAGAGACUGACACUCAUUCCUUCCAUAUCCCAUGUCCAUUCUAAAAAUAACCCUUCACCCAAACAGGCCACUCAUCAUGUCACUCCUCAAAUCACAAGACAAAUCUCUUUCAUUUUGAUAUGGUCACACUAUCAGUAUAAUCUUAGUGUGACAUGAGCUCUUCAAUUUCACUAGUUGGGUUUGUCAGCUAACAUUGAACUCUAUCAGGACAUUAUGGUGCAUAGUAGGCCUACACAAUCCCUUUCAGAAAUACUUGACACUACUUGAUUUGCCUUUUUCAAUUCCUAGAGCUACUUUAUUUUUAUUUUCAUAUUUGAUAACUGCCAACCGUCAUUGCGACAUCUCAUGCAUUUUCUCCCUACGUCAUCACAAAAUGGGAGUGUUACAAACUAGUGUAUCAAAUCCAGGGGUGACAUCUGGUCAGUGAAUAAAAGUUUACUGACGUUAUCAAAGAUUAUGACAGAUUCUUCUAUUUGUUAAAAUGUGUCUACAUGCAUUCCCCUCCAUAUGUAUUUGGACAUUGAAGCAAAUUUUUUUUUGGGCUCUAUACUCCAGCAUUUUGGAUUUGAGAUCAAAU